Molecule: messenger RNA, 5576 nt
Organism: Megalops cyprinoides (Indo-Pacific tarpon)
Lineage: Eukaryota; Metazoa; Chordata; Actinopteri; Elopiformes; Megalopidae
Gene: sema4gb
Product: sema domain, immunoglobulin domain (Ig), transmembrane domain (TM) and short cytoplasmic domain, (semaphorin) 4Gb
Exons: 16
Coding region: 254-2971 (905 amino acids)
Biological process (GO): axon guidance; positive regulation of cell migration; neural crest cell migration
Molecular function (GO): chemorepellent activity; semaphorin receptor binding
Source: RefSeq, a predicted model, not a curated record
UACAGCACAACAGAAUGUGACGCGGCUGGUACGCACUGGAUGGAACUGAAAUAAGAAUUUCAAAUCUCUGAUUCUAGGGAAGAUUCAGUGCACAUAUACGUUUUCUCCUAUCCACUGAGCCUGCACAGCGAUCAGAUUGAGCCGCUGUGAGAAGAUGACCUAGCGCGGCCUGAUUGGGCCCGCUGAAAAGUAAAAAGGGAGGAGCCUACCUGAGCGUGUGCUUACAAGUCAAAAGCAGGCCGGCACGUUGAAGAUGGCCAGCCGCGCUUCUCCACUGUGCCCCCUGCUGUUCCUGUGCACCCUGACGGCGGCGUGGGGCUUCCCCUUCAGGCCGUCCCUGGACCUGGACGUUACCCCCAGGAUCACCGUGUUCUCAAACGGCCUGCUGGGAUGCCGGAGGUUCAGCGGGGCGGCUCUGAACUACAGCACCCUGCUCCUUGAGGACGAGGCGGGGGUGCUGUACAUCGGGGCCCGGGGUGCUGUGUUCGCCGUGGACACUGGCGACAUCUCCGCCCCCGGCAACAACAUGACCAUUGAGUGGGAGGCGUCACCUGAGCAGAAGAGGCAGUGCAUGAGCAAAGGGAAGGACAAUCAGACGCAGUGCUACAAUCACAUCCGAUUCCUCCAGAGGUACAACGAGACCCACUUGUACGUCUGUGGAACAAACGCCUUCAGACCCCUCUGCGCCUACAUAGAUGUGGAGCACUUCAGACUGUCCUCUGGCUUUGAGGAGGGGCGGGAGAAGUGUCCCUACGACCCGGCCAAGGGCUACACUGGCCUCCUCAUAGACGGCGAGAUGUACACAGCGUCCCAGUAUGAAUUCCGCAGCUCACCGGACAUUCGGCGCAACAUCCCCUACCCCAUUGUGAAGACCGAGGAGGCGCCCACCCGCUGGCUGCUCGAGGCGGACUUUGUGGGGUCGGCGCUGGUGAGGGAGAGUAUCAACAGCUCCAUCGGGGAUGACGACAAGAUCUACUUCUUCUUCACCGAGAAGAGCCAGGAGCCCAUGCCCUACUUCAGCCAGACCCGGGUGGCCCGAGUGGCACGGGUGUGCAAGGGGGACUGGGGAGGCCAGCGCACCCUGCAGCGGAAGUGGACGUCCUUCCUGAAGGCCCGGCUGGUCUGCUCCAUCCCCGACUAUGACUUCCACCUCAACGUCCUGCACAGCGUCUUUGUGGUGGAGGGGCGGGACCCGCAGAGCACCGUCUUCUACGGAGUCUUUGGCCUGGAAUGGAAAAAUGUCAAAGCGUCGGCUGUCUGCCGCUACUCAAUCAUGGAUGUGCAGAAGGCCUUCGAGGGGCCCUACGUGGAGAACCCAGACUCCCCGCAGAGAUGGGCAGAAUACACUGGGAAGGUUCCAGAACCCAGGCCCGGCUCGUGCAUCACAAACCAACUCCGAGCCCGAGGCUUCAACUCGUCCUUCGACCUGCCCGACAAUGUGCUCAACUUCGCCCGGAGGCACCCGCUGGUGUUCCAGCAGGUGCGCCCCCUUGGAGAGCGCCCCCUGCUGUUCAAGAGGAGCGUGGACUACACCAGGAUCGCAGUGCACAGGGUUUCCGCCCUCGACGGGGUCCAGUACGACAUGCUUUUCAUUGGGACAGACGAGGGCUGGCUGCACAAGGCUGUCGAGGUCAAAGGUCAGGUGCACAUCAUCGAGGAGCUGCAGCUGUACGAGGAGCCCCAGCCGGUUGACAGCAUGGUCAUCUCCCAAACACAGAGGAGCAUCUAUGUGGGCUCCCCCUCUGGGGUCCUCCAGCUGCCCCUGUCCUCCUGUGGCAGGUACGCCUCCUGUUUCGACUGCAUCUUCGCGCGGGACCCCUUCUGCGCCUGGGAUGGGACGGGAUGUGUGGAGGUGGCGUCGGUGGCGAACAGGUCCGGCCUCACUCAGGAUGUGAUGAAUGGGAACACGGGCUGUGAGACCAGCGCAGGCGAAGACAUGGCAGCCCACCGCACGCGCUCUGUCGCCGAGGGCGAUGACGUGCUCCUGCAAUGCGAGCAGCGCUCCAACCUGGCCACCCCGCAGUGGACGCUGGACGGUCGGCAGCUGGAGGGAUACGGUCUGGACUCCGGGUACCGGGUCGGCACCGACGGGCUCCUGGUCAUCGGGGCGCGACCCGAGCAGAGCGGGCGGUACCGCUGCUUCGCCGUGGAGAACGGCGUCCGUGUCCUCGUGGCCAGCUACACUGUGUGGGUCCGCCCCGACCUGCCCCCGCUGCCACCCACGAAUCCGCCUCCUGUCGCCAUGACGACGACGACGAGGUCGCCCACGACGAUGACGAGGUCACCCACGACGAUGACGAUGAGGUUGCCGACGACGAUGGCGACGACCACGGCCGCCACUUCCAUGGCCCCUCCGCCAACCAGCAGCCCCACCGAGCAGCCCCUCCCCUCCCCGCCGUCCCCGCCCGCCCCUCUGCCCGCGGGGCCCGAAUUCCAGACCUACCGCAACAUGGAGGCCAUGUACAUCUCGCUGGUGGUGAUCCUCGGGGGCAUGUGCCUGGUGCUGACAGUGGUGCUGCUCUACAUGGCCUUCUGCGUGCAGGGCCAGCGGCCGGGCAGGAAGUGCUCCCUGCAGGGGGGCGGAGCCCGGCCCGAGAGGAAGAGGAGCUCGCACAUGGAGCUGAAGACCAUUUCCAGCCACUGCAACGGAAGGCGGGAGGACGCUCCCGACGGGCACCUGCAGAUCGUGCCGGGGGAGGGCCAGGCCUCGCCCAACAAGGACUCGCCCCCUCCGGCACCCCCGCUGCCCCUCCCCCCGCCCCUGCCGUCCUCCGAGUAUGUCAAUGGGCUGUCGGCGACCCUCCCCAGCGUCCUGCGCAAGAUGAACGGGAACAGCUACAUGCUGCUGCGCCAGGCCGACCCGGAGACUGCCUCCCCGCUGUACUACUCCUUCACCGAGGAGCUCAACAGGAUCCUGGAGAAGAGGAAGCACAACCAGCUAGUCACCAAGCCGGAUGAGAGCUCCGUGUAGCUCCCGCUCCCCUGCAGCGCCCCCUGUGGUGGGGAGGUCUUACUGCGUGCCUGAGGGCCUGACGGCCUUACCGCUAUCCUAAUCCAGUGCUCCUGCAACUUUCCCAAGAUUGAACUCAGCAGAUUGGUGGCCUGUGCAUUUUCAGGUCUAAUUGUGGGAUGGUACUAAACCCAGGCAUUAUAAUAUGCAUUGGCAUGGACUUGCUAGGGAAAGAUUCAAAGCUAAAUCCUGGAAUCUUUGAAAAAGGGACAUUAGAAUUGUAAAUUAAUAUUCACAUGAGCAACAUCAGGCACUUGUCAGGAGCUGCCAUGGCUUUGAUGGAUCCCCUUAUUAAGACCCCCACCUAGUGGAGAGACAAAGGUACUACAGUUGGUUUGGGGGAGGUGCUUACUCAGUCAGUGAGCAAGUGAGCGAGCGAAUGAGUGAGAGAGGGACGCUACCCUUUUCAAUGGCUGUCCACGCAGCCAAAAAUACAAAACACAUCUACCUCAGCAGAGUAUGGCACUUACCGUGCUGUCGACCUUCUGUGAAUAAUUACCCAGAGAACAAGUGACCAUGAGAGUGAUCAGAAAUGGGCCGACCAUCAGACAGGCUGACGAAUGCCUCUGUGUUGGACAGAAGUGGGCCGUUGCCUACGUAACAACCCCAGAAAGAAAGGGCUGAUGGGACUGAAACAGCCCAUCCCACUGCCUGCCCUUUCGAGGAUGAGGAGGAGCGCUCACCUGGGACAGCGUCAGUUGUCAAGCGUGGUCUCGCUGUGCGAGCACACAGAUGGCCGGCACAACACCUUGGGGACAAAGGGUGGAUUACCUGACAGAAAAACACAACCCUCCCCACCUGCUUUUUCUGAAUAUUUUUAUUGUAAAGUAUGUAAAUAGUGACAUUGAUGAAAGAGGCAACCCAAACUAACAGCGCUCAAUGACUGACACUACCAAGCCGUUAAUGGCGAUGGCUCGCAGCAAAAAGGAGCUACAGAAACGUAAGCCAGCACUGCUUUGUAAAAGUGUUGUAUUUCCAAGUCAAGCGAAUACGAUGCCGUUUCGGCAUGGACACCAGUAUUAAUUGUCAGGAUGCACUUUUUUUCUUUGUAAACCUGUUUCACUGCGUCUUCCUGGGGAGGGCUGGGGGGUUGGGAGCUGGAUUCUCCUUGGACAGGCAUGAAAUGGGGGGUGAUGGGGUUGCGUUCGUUGGGGGGGGGCAGGCUGCCGCUGUGGGGGAAGGACAGGCCUGGACUCAUGGAGCACAGUGGAGACUCUAGGAUCAUGGGAGUCCUGAGAAGAGUAGUACACUGGCGGGACGCAGGGCGGGGGGAGGAAGUUACGUAACUACCCUGACACGUGUGGCAGCCGGCGGGGUCCUCGGGCUGGAUAGCUCUGCUAACGGAGUCUAAGUCACGUCAGUGGUGAAGGCCACGCCCUGUUUCUGCCUGAUUCACAGCCGUUUCCUCUCAAGCACUGGAACUCAGGCUCUCUUGGAGAAAUCAGACACCAUCACCCCCAAACCCCACCCACUGACUCCACCCCCCCUACCCCCCAUUUCGUGGACCAACCCAACAGAUCAACCCAUGGGCUGAGCAUUACCCCCACACCGGUCAGUAUUAGCAAACUCCCUUAACCUGUGACAGACCGCCCGGCUUCCUAGACAGUCCUUGUCCAGAUCUUUCUCCCUUUUUUUGUGAGAUCGGACACCUUCACGGUCUGUGAGCAAGCCCUGUCUGUGAACUGCACCAGGACAUAGGGGGCGCCAGAGAGCACAGGCAGAGCCCAGGAUGAAGAGUCAGGAGGUCUCAGAGGUAUGGAGAUGGUUUGCCCUUGAGUGGGACCUGGGCAGCAUCAUGUUUCCUCUCCAGCGUAAGGCGUAACUGUGCCAAGAGAUGGAGGAAGCAGGAAGUAAGAAUGGGGACCCCAGCUGGGAACGUGGUGGACAGCUUCAGACAACCCGUCAUCUUCGUCAGACCGACUCCCAGCAGCGUCUGUUUGUCUAAGUCACGGUCAAGGGCAGAGCUCUAAUGGCUUUCCUUGCACAAGUAAACUGCAGCAUAGGGGAGCUCUGUUGAGUUGCCCAGGAAGUGAGACUCCCAAGAUGGGCCCGGUGUCCAAUUUCACAGGACGUCCUGGGGGGUCACAUGACAUGGAAGCCUCCUCAAGGUGAAAAUUACAACACACAGACACGCACACAGUCUGGUGGACACGUGCAAAGUCUCACACACAGACAAAGAACAGAAAUGGAAAGUGGAUGUCCGAAAGUAGGUCGCCAAUGUCGUUUUUUUUUCGUCUGCAAUAGCUGUGAAUCCCACACUAGCUGUUGGAGAAUGGUGAUCGCCAGCAACCCAGUAGACCAGUCCAGAUUUGCACUAUACUUUUCCUGUGGAGAGAUUUAACCGUGUACAGGAGAUUCGUUCAUCGACGUUAACGUUGCACUGUUUUGUAGUUUUGUAGCUGAAGGUGAUUUGUUGUUGUGUCCUGGUCUGGUGUCCUGACUCUGGUCCCCGUUUGUGACUGACUGCACUGUCCUUCAUCACCUGGGACACUUCUGCCACUGCUUGUCACCAGCACACACAGGACUUCACAAACAAAAAGCAUAUUAAAACAAUGUUUAUAAAGGG